This is a messenger RNA of Triticum urartu, 878 nucleotides long. The record is from RefSeq and is a predicted model, not a curated record. Lineage: Eukaryota; Viridiplantae; Streptophyta; Magnoliopsida; Poales; Poaceae.
AUGCAGAUCUUCGUGAAGACGCUGACCGGGGAGACCAUCACGCUGGAGGUGGAGUCCUCGGACGCCGUCGGCAACGUCAAGGCCAAGAAAAAAAAAGGCCAAGAUCCACGACAAGGAAGGUACGAGCCUUCGCCCAUGACCGCCUACAUCUACUCGAACUCGACCGAUCCUCCCCACCCAGUCGCGCGUGUGCUCAGCUCAAAUCGCUCUAUUUUGCUCGGUUAUGUUCCUGGAUCUGAGCAGCUGCUCUGCAUCCAGCCGGACCAGCAGCGCCUCAUCUUCGCCGGGAAGCAGCUUGACCACGGCCGCACCCUGGCAGACUACAACAUCCACAAGGACUCCACCCUUCACCUCGUCCUGUGCAUCAUCGGCGGGGACAAGGGCUCCUACUACCCGUCCAAGAUAGAGCCGAACCUGCUUGCGCUUGCCCUCAAGUACAAUCAGCAGAAGCUCGUCUGCCGCAAGUGCUAUGCGCGUCUACCCCUCAGGUCUGCCAACUGCCGCAAGAAGAAGUGCGGCCACAGCAAUGACAACCGGCCCAAGGAAAAGCUCCGCUACCAUGACUGAAGCACUUGAAACAUGAUCAAGUGACAUGUGAUAGCUGGAUUAACUGGGAGUUCAAAGUUUGGUUCGAGUCUUAGUUUCUUGGAUAUGAAGUUUCAUCCUAGUUAAAUGUUGUCCCUGAAACAUUCUAGCCUCUUGUAACAGUUUUUGUCUUGGUAUGUGCAAUUUGCUCUUGCAUGAAUGAUGAAAUCAAGUAUUUGAGGUCUACUAGCUUGAAUGAUAUGAUGAAGUCAAGUAGUGUUCUUGCUUCCUGAAUUUUUGUCCUGGCUGAAUCAAGUUUCUCACGGCAGCAUUUGCUGCUAAUUACUCUAAAA